This is a messenger RNA of Chironomus riparius, 1938 nucleotides long. Lineage: Eukaryota; Metazoa; Arthropoda; Insecta; Diptera; Chironomidae. The record is from the annotation of a GenBank genome assembly.
AUAGUUUCCGCACGUGAAAACCAAAACACAUCGUUUAUUGAAUUUUAUUAAUUAUAGCGUGAAUUAUUAGUUGUUGAAAGGUGGAACUAGUUUAAUAUUGUCAAAUAAUGUUUGUGUUAUACGAAACACCCGCUGGUUAUGCGAUUUUCAAGCUUCUGGAUGAAAAGAAGAUCAAGGAAGUUGAUAAUUUAUAUCUAGAAUUCGAUACUCCAGAAAGGGCUAAUAAAAUAUUGAAAUUGAAGCAUUUUGAGAAGUUUAAGGACACAACAGAAGCUUUAAGUGCAGCCACAGCAGCUGUCGAAGGAAAAUUGUCUAAAACUUUGAAAAAGACAUUAAAAAAAUUAACAGAUGAAGAUGUUCAGAAUCAAUUGUUGGUUGCUGAUGCUAAGCUUGGAAGUGCUAUAAAAGAGAAAUUGUCAUUACAAUGUGUCUCAAAUACUGGAGUACAAGAAUUGAUGAGAUGUAUUCGUUCACAAUCAGAAAGUUUAUUGGCUGGAUUACCAAAAAAGGAACUUACAGCAAUGACACUCGGUUUAGCACAUAGCUUGAGUCGUUAUAAGCUUAAAUUCAGUCCUGAUAAAAUUGAUACAAUGAUUGUUCAGGCACAAUGCUUGUUGGAUGAUUUGGAUAAAGAAUUGAAUAAUUACAUGAUGAGAGCUAGAGAAUGGUACGGAUGGCAUUUUCCAGAAUUGGGAAAGAUUCUUACCGAUAAUGUUGCAUUUAUUAAGACAAUCAAACUUGUUGGAAUGCGAGAAAAUUUCCACGAAAUUGAUUUAUCUGACAUUUUGCCGACAGAUAUUGAAGAAAAGGUCAAGGAAGCUGCAGAAGUUUCAAUGGGUACUGAAAUUUCUGAAGAAGAUAUCAUUAACAUUCGUCAGUUGUGUGACGAAAUUCUCGCAAUUCACGAAUAUCGUACACAUUUAUACGAUUAUUUGAGAACAAGAAUGAUGGCAAUUGCUCCAAAUUUAACAGUUUUGGUUGGUGAUACAGUCGGUGCACGUCUUAUUGCUCAUGCUGGAUCAUUAGUGAAUUUAGCUAAACAUCCAGCAUCAACAGUACAAAUUUUGGGUGCUGAAAAGGCUUUAUUCAGAGCGUUAAAGACUAAGAAAGAUACACCAAAGUACGGUCUUAUCUACCAUUCAGCAUUAGUUGGUCAAGCAAGUACAAAGAAUAAAGGAAAAAUCUCUCGAUCACUUGCCGCAAAAGCAUCAUUGGCAACUCGUGUUGAUGCCUUUGGUGAAGAAUCUACAUUCGAUAUGGGCACAGAACAUCGUGCACGACUCGAAACUCGUCUUAGAAUUCUCGAAGAAGGAAAUAUGAGAAAAUUAACUGGAAGUGGAAAAGUUAAAGCAAAGUUUGAAAAGUAUCAGGCAAAGAGUGAAAUCAAAUUAUAUCCAGUUGAAGAGGAUAAUCAAAUACCAAUUGUUAUGAGCAAGAAACGAAAGUUGGAGUCCGAUAAGCCAUUAAUCGAGGAAAUUAAAUCAGAGGAAGUAGAAGAAACAGGCGAAACAUCAACAGAACCUGCAAAGAAAAAGAAAAAGAAGAACAAGAAUAAAUCUGAGGAUGCUGAAACAUCACAAAUUGAAGUUCAGGACGAAACGGAAGUGCCAAAAAAGAAAAAGAAAAAAAAUAAGGGAAAUGCAGAAGAAUCAAUGACAGUCGAUGAAUCUUUAAUUGACACAACAGUCGACGAGCCACAAUCAGAAAAGAAGAAGAAGAAGAAGAAAAAGGCAAAGGAAUCGACUGAUGACGAGUAGAUUGUUCUGUUGAGAAUCGACAUCAAAUCACGAUGAAUAUUUGGACUGCUGAGAAUCAACAUGACUAUUUGCAGGAACUUCAAUAAUAAUAUGAUUAGCUUGUAAACCAUCUUCCCUUUAAAAGAUUAAUGAAUUUUAUUUUAAAUAACUUGAAAUAAAUUUUUUUCAAUAUAUUAAAAAG